Messenger RNA from Macroventuria anomochaeta, 1331 nucleotides. RefSeq names its product 26S proteasome-like protein regulatory subunit. Gene Ontology annotation, cellular component: proteasome regulatory particle, lid subcomplex. Gene Ontology annotation, molecular function: metallopeptidase activity; proteasome binding; protein binding. The transcript is spliced from 3 exons. The coding region runs from base 113 to 1114 and encodes 333 amino acids. Lineage: Eukaryota; Fungi; Ascomycota; Dothideomycetes; Pleosporales; Didymellaceae. Gene Ontology annotation, biological process: protein deubiquitination; proteasome-mediated ubiquitin-dependent protein catabolic process. The record is from RefSeq and is a predicted model, not a curated record.
CGCCCGUCUGCCUCUACACCUCCCCCCGCCAACCUUUGCACCUCCCCCCGCCACACCCCGCCACGCCCCUCCACACCGCUCCGCCCACCUCAGCCGACUCGACACCGCCAGGAUGGACCGGUUAAGCAGGAUGCUCGCCGCCGCGCAGGGCAUGGGCGGCAUGGGCGGGCCCGCACAGGACACGCACUUGAUCGACAACUCGGAAACGGUGUACAUCUCGUCGCUCGCGCUGCUGAAGAUGCUGCGGCACGGUCGGGCGGGCGUGCCGAUGGAAGUCAUGGGCCUCAUGCUGGGCGAGUUCGUGGACGACUACACAGUGCGAGUGGUAGACGUGUUCGCCAUGCCGCAGUCCGGAACAGGAGUGUCCGUGGAGGCCGUCGACCCCGUCUUCCAGACCAAGAUGAUGGACAUGCUGCGACAGACAGGAAGGCAGGAGACAGUCGUGGGCUGGUACCACUCACAUCCCGGUUUCGGCUGCUGGCUCUCGUCGGUCGACAUCAACACACAGCAGUCCUUUGAGCAGCUCACACCCCGCGCCGUCGCCGUUGUCGUCGACCCGAUCCAGUCGGUCAAGGGCAAGGUCGUCAUCGAUGCCUUCCGGCUCAUCAACCCGCAGACGCUCAUGAUGGGCCACGAGCCCCGCCAGACCACAUCCAACGUCGGCCACCUCAACAAGCCCUCGAUCCAGGCCCUCAUCCACGGCCUCAACCGCCACUACUACUCGAUCGGCAUCGACUACCGCAAGUCGGCGCUGGAGGAGAACAUGCUCAUGAACCUGCACAAGCACGUCUGGACAGAAGCGCUGCAGAUGGACGACUUCAACGUCGAGGGCGAGCGGAAUCAGGACAGGCUGCAGAAGCUGGUCACGCUGGCAGAAGGCUACGAGCAGCGGGUCAAGGAGGAGACGGAGCUGUCAAAGGACCAGCUAAAGACGCGCUACGUUGGAAAGGUGGACCCCAAGAAGCACAUCUCGGACGUCGGCCAGCAGCUCAUCGAAGACAACAUCGUAUCCGUAUCGAGGCAGAUGAUCGACAAGGAGGCGUCAGUGCCAAAGUCCAACGCACGGCAAAACGGGCGCGCAUGCCAGGAGGAGGCCGACGAGAUGGAGGAGUAGCACUCUACCAGGAACGACGUGUACAUCACUCCAGAGAGCCGCCUGCACAUCAAGCUUGCGUUCGAUGGCGCGGAAAAUGGUGCAGACUAGGCGUAGAGACAUACUCUCACGCCGCCGUUCGGUGUGCAUGGCCAACGAGCCGCUUGGGCACGGGAGCAUCGAUAGUACCUCAACGAGCAUCAACGUGAAUAUGAUAAUCGACAUGACCAAUCCAAAG